Molecule: messenger RNA, 2124 nt
Organism: Dreissena polymorpha
Lineage: Eukaryota; Metazoa; Mollusca; Bivalvia; Myida; Dreissenidae
Product: 4-hydroxy-2-oxoglutarate aldolase, mitochondrial-like
Biological process (GO): N-acetylneuraminate catabolic process
Molecular function (GO): 4-hydroxy-tetrahydrodipicolinate synthase activity; N-acetylneuraminate lyase activity
Source: RefSeq, a predicted model, not a curated record
AUGCAUAAACACGUUCAGUCGUACCGUAUACAUGUGCGAUACGGUGGUACACAUGCGGUAAACAUUCACACUAGUGUCGGCUGUUUACAUUAAACGUAUUGGCAUAAUAAACUACAAUAGUUUCCGUGCUGUACACUGUUCGAUAUCAAGUGAUUUUAAAGUGUAUUUCUGUCAAAUUCUGUGAAGACUAAGGACGUUUUGUAGUGUUACUAAAUUUAGUUUUAGUGUGCAAUAGGACGAGUGUUAAAUAUCCAUGCAUAUAUCAAGGUCAAUAUUUCGACAGUUGCUACAUCCACAGGGACGCGGUACCCAAUGGAGCUGUUUUUCCACAACGGUUAAAAUGCAGCUGGAUAUUAGUGGAAUUUAUCCGCCUAUCGCUACACCUUUUAAUAGCGAUGAAAGUAUAGCGUACGAUAAACUGCAAGAGAACAUUGCGAAAUGGAAUAAAAUACCACUGCGAGGUUACGUGGUUCAGGGGUCCAACGGCGAGUACGUCUAUCUAAGAGAUGAGGAACGCGUGGAUCUCGUGCGGCAUGUGGCGCGUGCGGCGGGACCGGACAAACUCGUGGUGGCAGGGGCUGGAUGUGAAUCUACGCGCGACACAGUGCGCAUGUGCAAGCGGAUGUCGGAGGCGGGGGCCCGGGCAGUCCUGGUUGUGACCCCCUGCUUCUAUAAGGGGCUCAUGUCCAACGAGGCGCUCUAUCAACACUUCACAAAGGUGGCCGACGCGAGUCCCGUACCUGUGAUUAUAUACAGCGUCCCCGGGAACACGGGCAUCGACAUGGCACCGGAAGUUAUCAUCCGGCUGUCCUCGCAUCCAAACAUCGCCGGGGUCAAGGACAGCGGUGGUGACAUCUCCAAGAUCGGCUACAUCGUCCAUAAGACUGCGGGUAACGACUUCCAGGUGCUUGCAGGAUCCGCCAGCUUUCUGCUUCCGGCCUAUGUCGUCGGUGCGGUCGGCGGAGUUAUGGCGCUUGCUAACCUGCUGGGCGGCCCGUGCUGCGAGCUUGAGCGGCUGUACAAGGAGGGUCGGAUGGAGCAGGCGAUGCGGCUUCAGCACCGCCUCAUUGGCCCCAACACAGCGGUGACAAAGAAGUUUGGUGUUCCGGGCUUAAAGGCCGCUAUGGAGAUGUUAGGUCUGUAUGGCGGGCCGGUUCGGUCUCCUAUAUUACCGAUGUCCCAGUCUAACCGGGACAUUCUGGCGGGAAUACUCAAGGAGGAGGGGUUUGUGUGAGUACGCAGCGUCAUGGACAUGCGACAGGAUCAUUAAUUGAUAAAGGGUGUGGGUCGGGUAUCUUUGAGAUAAUGAUUGAAGUAUUUCUGACGAUUAAACGUCUAUAAGCAGAAUGUUAUCACUGAUUUAAAGUACUUUUGUAACUGUAUGAUUUCAGUCAUGUUGACAAAUAUUUGCAAUGCAGUAUUUGAUGUUGAAUGAAGAUUUGAAAUCAAACUAAAAUGUGUUGGUUUAUACCAUUUGAAAUGAUGAUCCUAUUAAACCAUUAACUGGCAGGUUGUCUAUGUCUAUCGAUGUUGCAAUGGUUCAGACAAAGACGGCAACAUGUCCAAGUUGUUAUAAUUCAUUAAAUGUCUAAAUGUUGAAUGAAAUACGACAGACACGGCGCAACCUUGCAGAUCAAUUGGAUGUAUGGACUAGAAGGACGUGGUUUUUGGAACAAAAAAUGGAAUCGUACCAGUUUAUAAAGUAAUUGUAACUUUAAUCUGGUGUGUAGAACAGCAUGAUGUUGAUAUAAAUACAUAUAUUGAUACAAUGAAGGAUUACUCGAACUCAGUGAAGGCAACAUUAUGUUUUGUGUAAACAUUCAUAUAUGAUCACACAUUGCCUGCACAUAUACACUGCGGUAGUGCUUGUGAUUGAAAUUCUGUUUCUCGUGUUCAUAAGGAGCAAUCAUUCAAACAUGGGUUCGAAUAUUGCCGCAUUGAUUGAUGGCAACCCAGCGAUGUUAAAGAAAUGUCAUCUCAUUAUUGAUUUAUGAGUGUCCGUCGUCAAGGUUGAAUUAUUCGGUCUUUCAAGUAAUACUGUUCGUCAGUUACUCUGGCCAAGACCCGUGACACUGUGGCCCAAACGUAUCUCCUGGUAAUUGCAAGAAUAAACGGAAGCAAACA